UUUUUAAUUUUGGGGGAAACCAAAAAAAAAAUGCCCUAAAUGGUUAUAGAAAAGCUUAGGAAUGAGAUUAUUGGUGAUGAUGAAAUGAUUGGAGAUCUGAUGAAGAACAACAAUGGCGACGUCGUGGAUAACAGCAAUAACAGGUUAAGCCGGUGGCAUCACAACUCUUCAAGGAUCAUAAGGGUUUCGAGAGCUUCCGGUGGCAAAGAUCGACACAGCAAAGUCUGGACUUCCAAAGGCCCACGUGACCGGCGCGUCCGGUUAUCAGUCUCCACCGCUCUUCAGUUCUACGAUCUUCAAGACCGGUUAGGCUACGAUCAGCCCAGCAAAGCCGUCGAAUGGCUCAUCAAAGCUGCGGAGGAUUCCAUCUCCGAGCUCCCUUCGCUCAACAACACAAAUUUUCCGAUGAACGAUGACGACAACCAGAUUCCGACACUAACUGGUGCGGCUAACUCGUUGUCUAAAUCGGCUUGUAGUAGCAAUUCGGACACGAGCAAGAACUCUUCUGGUUUGUCUCUUUCGAGGUCGGAGCUGAGGGAUAAGGCUAGAGAACGAGCUAGAGAGAGAACAGCUAAAGAGACCAAGGAGAGAGACGGUAAUAACAACCACCAUACGACUUCGUUUACCGAUCUGUUAAAUUCCGGUUCGGAUCCGGUUAACACUAACCGGCAAUGGAUGGCUCCUUCUUCAUCGCCUGCUCCUAUGGAGUAUUUCAGCUCCGGUUUGAUUCUCGGGUCGGGUCAGACCCACUUCCCGAUCCAAACAAACUCUCACCCCUUCUCCGAUCAUCAUCAUCAUCCUCAUCAAGAGUUUUCCUUCGUUCCCGACCAUCUGAUAUCUCCGGCAGGAUCCAACGGCGGUGGAGCUUUCAAUCUCGACUUCAACAUGUCGACAACCUCCGUGGCGUCCACCGGGUUCAGUGGUUUCAACAGGGGGACCCUUCAGUCCAAUGCAACAAAUCAUCAUCAGUCUUUUCUUGCCAAUCUACAGAGGUUUCCAUCAUCAGAAGGUGGUGGUGGAGGUCCACAGUUCUUGUUCGGUACCGGUGGACUGCCUGCAGAGAAUCAACACCCGCACCACAACAACAACAACAAUCACCAGUUUCAGCUUUACUAUGAGAAUGGAUGCAGAAACUCAGACCAAAAGGGUAAAGCCAAGAACUGAUGAUACUCUAUUACCAUUUGCAUCUGUUGUUUUAUGUUUCUUUGAUUUGUGUUUGCUUCAUUCAUCACCCAAGUGUCUAUCUUCUGAUUAUCACCCUUAAUGUGUGUUAAAUCUGUUUAGAGGGGUUCCCUUUUUUGUUUAAUGUGUCCAAUUUGGAAAUCUUUUUUGAAUUGGGUUUGUAAUGUUGUAUUUGUGAUAAUAUCAAUUUGUUUGUGGUUUA
Molecule: messenger RNA, 1384 nt
Organism: Brassica napus (rape)
Lineage: Eukaryota; Viridiplantae; Streptophyta; Magnoliopsida; Brassicales; Brassicaceae
Product: transcription factor TCP2-like
Exons: 1
Coding region: 40-1164 (374 amino acids)
Biological process (GO): regulation of secondary shoot formation
Cellular component (GO): nucleus
Molecular function (GO): sequence-specific DNA binding; DNA-binding transcription factor activity
Source: RefSeq, a predicted model, not a curated record